AUGCCUGAACGUCAAAAAGUUGCCCUUGUCACAGGUGCAUCCUCUGGGAUAGGAUUCGCCACAGCUGUCGAAUUUUCCAAGCGAGGUUACAAAGUCUUCGCCGGAGCUCGUAGACUUGAACCAAUGAAACCCCUUGCCGAACAAUACAAUAUAACCAUCUUUCAAAUUGAUGUUAGUGACCUUGACAGUGUUAAAAAUGCCAAAAAGUUUAUCCAAGAAGAGACGGGUGACGAAUUCUUAGAUGUGCUUUAUAAUAAUGCGGGGCAAUCAUGUACAUUCCCAGCAUUGGAUGUUACUGAUGAGCAAAUUGCUCAAUGUUUUGAGGUCAAUGUUUAUGGACCAAUGCGAGUCGUUCGCGAAUUGGCACCUCUAUUGAUAAAUGCAAAGGGAGUCAUUGGUUUUACUGGUUCCUUAAGUGGAAUUGUUCCAUUCCCCUUCUCAUGUGUCUAUUCAGCAACUAAGGCUGCUAUUCAUCAAUAUGCCGCCACUUUAAGAGUUGAAAUGGUUCCAUUUGGUGUUAAGGUUAUUAAUAUUAUCACUGGAGGAGUAAAGACGAAUAUUGCCGAUAAGAGGGAAUUACCAAAAGACUCAGUUUAUAAUGUUCCUGGAAUCGAAGAAGCAUUCGAAGCAAGAAGACUGAUGGCCAAGAAGAACAAUCCAAUGCCAGCCGAAGAAUAUGCAAGAAGAGUUGUCAAUGAUUUUGAAGGAGCAAGAUUAGAAGGUGCAUUGAAUGUUUAUAGAGGGAAGAUGUCAACUUUCUUGGCAUACGUGAUGGCACUUGUUCCUAGAUUUAUUGUUGAAAGAAUCUUAGUCAGAAAAUUCCAUUUGGAUGUUGUUUUCAAUUACUUGAAAGAGAAAUAUAGUAAGGAAAAGAUGCAUUAG
Molecule: messenger RNA, 882 nt
Organism: Hemisphaericaspora subhashii
Lineage: Eukaryota; Fungi; Ascomycota; Pichiomycetes; Serinales; Debaryomycetaceae
Gene: AYR1
Product: acylglycerone-phosphate reductase
Exons: 1
Coding region: 1-882 (293 amino acids)
Biological process (GO): phosphatidic acid biosynthetic process; triglyceride catabolic process
Cellular component (GO): endoplasmic reticulum; lipid droplet
Molecular function (GO): triacylglycerol lipase activity; acylglycerone-phosphate reductase (NADP+) activity
Source: RefSeq, a predicted model, not a curated record